GCUGACUGCCGGGCUGCGCGAGCCUGGGGGCCCCGGGCAGCCUGGCGAUGACCUGAUCCCGAGCCCGCCAGGGCGCCCCCUCCUUCCCUCCUUCCCUCGCUCCCUCUGAGCCUGUGCGGAGAGCGGCUUGGUGCGGCGGCCCCGGGCGGACCAUGGCGGGGAGCUCCAGUUAAAGGCGUGUGGGCGCCGAGCUGGAGAGGACACCUUCGGCAUCGCUGCCUUUUGAGGGGGCUUAUUUAAACUACUGAGUCAUUCCAGAUUUAGGAUUCCCUAAAUAAUCACCAACUGUGCCCGUCUUGUGCCAGAAAGAAAGCGGAAAGAGAAAGAGCGCCCGCUCUUGGGACCCCGCGUAUCCGCGGCGCUCGCCUCGCCUCUCGCGGGUUUCUCCCGGAGGGGUGCUUGGCCCUCGAGGAUCUCCCUCCCUCCCUCCCUCCUUCCCUCCCUCCCUCCCUCCUUACCCUUCCCUCCCUCCCGCCCCCCCCCCCUCGCCUCGCCUCCCGCUCUCUUUGCAGCGCUGCUGGCGGGGAGUCGCGCUCACCGCAGCUGGAAACAGCUGUCCCCGACUGGCGCCCCUACCCCGACUCCGGCUAACCGCUCACACUUCGCGCCUCUCGGAAUUCCAGAACUCGGGCGGCGGGCGCCCGGGAGAACCGCAGCCGGGGCGAUGCAUUCCGUAGACCUCACCCAGCCGGGACGGACCUCCUAAUCUUCAGAACUGCGGGCCGCAGGGAGUUAAAUUGCUGCCUUCCUCUCCUCUCUUGCGGUUGGUGGCUUGUUUUCUAAAGGAACGUUUUAUUCACUUUUUAGUAUUUUCUACCGGGGGCACGCUACCCGCCUCGGUCCUGACUCUGCUUUGUAAACGGGUUUUAUAUGUAUAUGUGUAGCUAUACUUUGGACACCUUACAACGCUUGCGCCUCUCCAACAGGGGCACGGCUUUUUGUUUUGGACAACCUUCUUCCCCUUCCACUUGGUACUCCGAUCGCAGUGUGACCAAACUCCCCACUGCCCCUUGGACACGGAUCGCGUUGGGGUGCAAGUUCGGGGUGCAAGAGUCUAGUUAACAGGAAGGCCUGGGACCGCCCCGCCCCCGCCGCCAGCGGUUGGGGAAGUUUACAUCUGGAUUUUCACACAUUUUUGUCGCCACUGCCCAGACUGCCUAACCUUGUGGGCGCCGGGUUUUCGGUACUGCAGCCUUCUCAAAUAUUAGCACUGCCUCCCCGCGCCUGCCCUGUCCCUCCAGGCCGCCAAGGUCCUGCCCUCGCCCCGGCGGAGCGUGAUCCCGAGGGCGCAGUGGAGCCCGGGGCCUGGGGCCCACGCUGAGCAGCUAUGGCUGCAGCGAUAGCCAGCUCCUUGAUCCGGCAGAAGCGACAGGCGAGGGAGUCCAACAGCGACCGGGUGUCGGCCUCCAAGCGCCGUUCCAGCCCCAGCAAAGACGGGCGCUCCCUGUGCGAGAGGCACGUCCUCGGGGUAUUCAGCAAAGUGCGCUUCUGCAGCGGCCGCAAGAGGCCAGUGAGGAGGAGACCAGAACCCCAGCUGAAAGGAAUUGUGACAAGGUUAUUCAGCCAGCAGGGAUAUUUUCUGCAGAUGCACCCAGAUGGUACCAUUGACGGGACCAAGGACGAGAACAGCGACUACACCCUCUUCAAUCUAAUUCCUGUGGGCCUGCGUGUGGUGGCCAUCCAAGGGGUGAAGGCCAGCCUCUAUGUGGCCAUGAACGGUGAAGGCUAUCUGUACAGCUCAGAUGUUUUCACUCCAGAGUGCAAAUUUAAGGAGUCUGUGUUUGAAAACUACUAUGUGAUCUAUUCCUCCACACUGUACCGUCAGCAAGAAUCAGGCCGAGCAUGGUUUCUGGGACUCAAUAAAGAAGGUCAGAUUAUGAAGGGGAACAGAGUGAAGAAAACCAAGCCCUCAUCACAUUUUGUACCAAAACCUAUUGAAGUGUGUAUGUACAGAGAGCCAUCACUACAUGAAAUUGGAGAAAAACAAGGGCGUUCGAGGAAAAGUUCUGGAACACCAACCAUGAAUGGAGGCAAAGUUGUGAAUCAAGAUUCAACAUAGCUGAGAACUCUUCCCUUCGACCCUCUCUCAUUCCUUCCCUUUCUCCCUCUGCCCUUUACCCAUUUCCUUCCAAUAAAUCCACCCAAGGAGAAGAAAAUAAAAUGGCAACCCAGGACCUAGUGGCUAAGAUUCUGCACUCAAAAUCUUCCUUUGUGUAGGACCAGAAAAUUGAACCAAAGCUUGCCUGUUGCAAUGUGGUAGAAAAUGCACAUGCACAAAGAUUAGCACACAUAAAAGCAGAAGAAAAAAUAAAUCAAGACUCCACAAGCAUUAAAAUAAACUGUGUUGUUAUUAACAGAGGGCUAAUUGUAAUGAAGACUUUACUGUAAUAAAGAUGAAAUAAAGUUAUUACCUUAAAGCAAA
Messenger RNA from Vicugna pacos (alpaca), 2422 nucleotides. RefSeq names its product fibroblast growth factor 12 (gene FGF12). Gene Ontology annotation, molecular function: growth factor activity. Lineage: Eukaryota; Metazoa; Chordata; Mammalia; Artiodactyla; Camelidae. The record is from RefSeq and is a predicted model, not a curated record.